AAUGUUUUCGGAUUUGUAAGAUUUUAGAUUUUCAUUUUAAGAUCAACAUUUUGCGGUCAUUAGUUUCAAGAAUUGUAUCAUAAAAUUUAAAAAUUCAAUUUAAUCAUUUCAAAAAACAUUUUUGGAAUACCUCCAUAGUUUUGAAACUGAUGUACUAGGCAUUUUCAAGAACUGCCAGCUAACGAGAAGAUAACUUUACAAGAAUUUAAAAUCUUUGUUAAAUCGCAGGGUCUGAGUGUGUGCGUGUGUGCUGGGUGAGUGUGCGUGUGUAUCUUGUGAACUAUACUACCCAAACGAGAAGUUGCAUUUACAACACUCAGAAAAAAGCAGCCAACAAACAAUUUGUGUGUAUAUAUUUGUAAAGCUUAUAUCUGCUCGAUAGAUCAUUAUCCUAGCUGUUGCUACAUCACACACAGACACACACUCACCCACCCACUUUCACACGCAAGUCGCCAAUUUACUUGAAGAGAGAGUCAUAACUCAAAAAAGCGAUUUUCAAACCGCAUUGCAGCGAAGAUAAAAACCUAAAGUUUUGACAAGUUUACAGAAUACCCAGUAGUAUAAAGCUGCAUUGAUUUUUUGAGCUAUGACACAUUGUUAGUAAAUGAGCAAAAUGCAAAAGGUUGAGCCUAGGAAAUUUGUGAGGGGUCUGCGCCGUGUGCAGACCACGCCCAUUUGUGGGCGUCGAAGGAACCCGCCGGCGGGUUGGAAAUGAAAAUAAGUAAAAUAAAAUGGCAAGUAAGAAAAAGGGCAUGCGAAGAUUAACUUUAAAGCGAAAUGCAGGAGGUCGAGUGGAAUACAAUUAAAUUAAAAGCCUAAUAUUAUCAAUGUAAAAUCGUAUGUAAAAAACAAAAACACAAGGCAGAAAUCUAUAAAAACUGACAAGAAAACCACCCAGAAAAAAUGAACAAAAAAAUACAAAAAAGAAACUGAGAAAUAAAUACAUUUACAUAGAUGUUGCAAAAAUCAAGAGAACCGAAGCUCCUCCCAUGGAUUCCCGAAACCCUCUCUGUAGAUUUGCGUAUCCUGUCAGUGAGCUAGCACCUCUGGUUAUGUUUCUGGACGCCAUCUUCUUUAUACCGACACUGUUCACCUACCUGCUCAUCGGACUGCUCAUCGUCAUCCUGUGCUUCGUGGUGGUCUACAUCAGCCACAAGAUCUAUGUGUCCGUGUACGACAACCUGCCGCUGGCCGCCCUGCCCGGAACCUCACGGCAACAGCUGCUGGGACUGCGACGCUCCAACCAUGCGAUGACCAUGCGGGAGUACCUGGACAACUCGCUACGCAAUCCGCGCUCCAACCAGCCCAGCCUGCGCUCCGUUUGGAUCCAGAACCGCUCCCAGCUCCUGGAGUCAUCGUCGGUCCUGCGCAUAGUGCUCUCCCUGGAGCCCUGCUACCUGGUCAGCGCCGAGUUCGAUGUGAGUUCCAGCCGCAAGGCCAUCAGCUUUCUGUGCAACUGCCGGGAUGGGCCCGUGUGUGCUGCCACAGAGCCGAGGCCGACGGGGUCCGUGCACAUAGUCCGCUUCUUCGACCACCUCUCCAAGAUCCCGCGCCUCAAGGUCAUGCUCAAGUGCAACCAAAGGCGGCCGGAGCCGCGGCUGGACAGCCGGACACAGUUGACCCUCGACGAUGUGAUCCAGGAGGCCAAGGAGAGCCAGGAUGCCCAGUGCACGGACAGCGCCGCCGCCUGUCGACCUGUUGGCUCGCGUCGGAACUCCCGCCUGCCGGAUUAAGAAGGUGUGGCCAAUGUAUGAUACGGGUGUUGGGCAGCCCUAAGCCACAGACUGCUCUCAUGUGGUAUAACUCGUUUUAUUAAAUUGUAUACAAAGAUCAAUGGGGUGGAGGCGCCAGGGUCGUCGGUUGGGUCAGUGGGCCGAGCACUGAGCUCACGCCAGCUUAUGGAAAUCGCGUGACUACGAAGGUGAAAGUCAAUGGAACAGGGGCGUGCGUACGUACUCCAGCAGGGGUUUAGGGGUUCUUCUUUAUUGUUUUUAAGUUUUCUAAAAAGGAGGGGAUCAAUUUUCCAUAAUUAUUUGUUUAAAAAAUACAUUUCAGACCCCUCACGUAUUUUUAAACUAUUUUAAUGCUUUUAUAAUUUUUUUAGAUUAAGAGAUUUUGCAUAAACCAAAAUUGGUUGUAUUUUUAAUUUAUUAUUGCGCAUUUGAUGGCAUAAUAAACAAAUCAACAUUCCCAACAGCA
Messenger RNA from Drosophila biarmipes, 2199 nucleotides. RefSeq lists its product as uncharacterized. Bases 990 to 1733 code for a protein of 247 amino acids. The transcript has 2 exons. The record is from RefSeq and is a predicted model, not a curated record. NCBI's taxonomy places the organism in Eukaryota, Metazoa, Arthropoda, Insecta, Diptera, Drosophilidae.